Rhipicephalus microplus (southern cattle tick) is the source of this 938-nucleotide messenger RNA. RefSeq lists its product as uncharacterized. Lineage: Eukaryota; Metazoa; Arthropoda; Arachnida; Ixodida; Ixodidae. Gene Ontology annotation, cellular component: stress fiber; microtubule plus-end; cytoplasm. The record is from RefSeq and is a predicted model, not a curated record. Gene Ontology annotation, molecular function: actin filament binding; microtubule binding; cytoskeletal adaptor activity. Gene Ontology annotation, biological process: actin crosslink formation; protein localization to microtubule plus-end; regulation of microtubule polymerization or depolymerization.
UCGAGAGUGAAAAGCGGUUCGGCCGCGCUACGAGUGAGAUGGACGGGGCGGUGCUCUAGCGGCGUGUCGGCGCGCGUACUACACAACACGGCAGCUUUCGCCUCGACGUUGGCGCGACCACCGGCGCGAAGACUUCCCGAGAGGCGGGGGCGACUUACGGUGGUGCGAGUGGUGUUGUGACGUGCGCGCUGGCUUCGUGCGUGCAGUGAGUGCUUGUCGGAGUUCGUUUCAAAGAGAGGCGGCCAGCCGGCCGAGGUGGACUUAAAGAAGUCGUCAUGUCUUCGGCGGCUUACGAGCUCGGAGCCGUGCGGCUCGAGAUCAGGCCGCUGAGGCCCUUCAAGUCUAGCGAGGAAUACUUGUGGGCCAUGAAGGAAGACUUGGCCGAGUGGAUGAACACGCUGUACGGCCUCAAGCUGACGCCCGAGACGUUCUUGGAGUCUCUGGACGACGGCGUGACGUUGUGCCGUCACGCGAACAAGGUUCUCGAGGCGGCUCGACGCGAAGGCCGGCUGGCCGCGCUCAAGCUGCCCGACCGGGACGUCGUGUACCGCCCCGACGUCCAGCGCGGCACCUUCCAGGCCCGCGACAACGUCUCCAACUUCAUCGCCUUCUGUCGCGCGCUCGACAUCAAGGAGUGCCUGCUGUUCGAGACCGAGGACCUCGUGAUGCGCAAGAACGAGCGCAGCUUCAUACUGUGCCUUCUCGAAGUGGCUCGCCGCGGAGCCCGUCUCGGCAUGCUGGCGCCGCUGCUCGUGCAGUUCGAGCAGGAGAUCGACGCCGAGCUCGAGCACGAGUGCGACUCGGACGAAGAGCCGCCCCCGCCGAGGCCGCAGAUCAUCACCAACGACUUGCGAUCGCUUCACGAAAGGGUGAGUGUGGGCGAUGCUGCUCUUUUCGUGCGGUUGUGUGACUGCACGCGUGGUCCUAUUGAUGACUAC